UACUAUUUGGCUAAAAUGGAUGGAAUUGAUACUCUUAGAUUAAUUAUUAUGGAGUAGAUAUUAUUUUCUUUUCUUUAUUAUUUAAAUGCUCCCUUUGUUCCAUUAAAUUCAUGAUACUUUGGAUUCAAGGAGUUUAAGAAAGUUGUGGAAAAGUGAAAAGUGUGUGGCUAGAAAUUGUUUAGAGGUGAGAGAAUUGUUGGUAGCCAAAUAUUCAUUACCGAAAUAGGGAAUAGAGUGUAUAGUAUUUUUUGAGACGUCCAAAAAAUGAUAGUAUAAGAAGUUUUAUGGGACGGAGGGAGUACAUGUUUUGAAUAUUUCUUUAAUAGAUUCAGCUAACUAAGUUAUAUGAGAUACGACUGCAACAAUUUCAACACUCAUCCAUUUUUAGACUUGCCAAAUGGCUUCAUAAUUUCUUAAGCAUUACACAGAUUAUUCAUUAGUCAAUACAUUUUCACUGGAAUGUUAUGUUUGCUUGAGGAUUGCUCACUGAAUUGUGUUUGUAGUUCCGAGCUUGCACAAAGGAUUAGCAUAAAUGAAAUUGCAGAAAAUAUGAUGGCCUUCAAUACCAAUUACAAGGACACUGGUCUCUUUGGUGUCUAUGCAUCUGCUAAGCCAGACUGCUUGGAUGAUUUGGCAUAUUCAAUCAUGUACGAACUAAGCAAAUUGUGCUAUAGGGUUUCUGAGGCUGAUGUGACUCGUGCGCGUAACCAGCUAAAAUCUUCUCUGAUGCUUCACAUUGAUGGAACCAGUCCUGUUGCUGAAGAUAUUGGUCGCCAGCUUCUCACGUAUGGCCGAAGAAUCCCAUUUGCUGAAUUGUUCGCUAGGAUUGACGCCGUUGACUCAAGCACGGUCAAACGUGUUGCAAACCGGUUUAUCUUUGACCGGGAUGUGGCUAUUUCGGCAGUCGGGCCGAUCCAGAAUUUACCAGAUUACAACUGGUUCAGACGCAGAACCUACUGGCUCCGCUACUAAUUUCACUUCACCAAUACAUAGCAAGUUUUGGAGUGGCACAUUUUUCAUUCAGAGUUCAAAUUAGGGCAAACUUUUCGAGCCCUGUGCUAUUCUUUUUUCCAUUUAUUUUUGUUAAAUGUAAAACUAUUUAUUUGAUGCAAAUAAUUAGUAGAUUUGUAUCCAGAAACCCACUUUGAGUAACCUGCCCAGCUUGGUUCUUGAUGUAUUCUACGUAUAUCCCAAGUUCUUGCAGGGUUUGUAUCUCCAUUUCCAACUAUUGAGUUAUAAAAGAAACUCUGCUCAUUUUA
Molecule: messenger RNA, 1259 nt
Organism: Cuscuta campestris
Lineage: Eukaryota; Viridiplantae; Streptophyta; Magnoliopsida; Solanales; Convolvulaceae
Source: the annotation of a GenBank genome assembly